Messenger RNA from Diutina rugosa, 522 nucleotides. RefSeq lists its product as uncharacterized. Bases 1 to 522 code for a protein of 173 amino acids. The transcript has a single exon. Gene Ontology annotation, cellular component: Golgi apparatus. NCBI's taxonomy places the organism in Eukaryota, Fungi, Ascomycota, Pichiomycetes, Serinales, Debaryomycetaceae. The record is from RefSeq and is a predicted model, not a curated record.
AUGUCGUUAAUGGGUGCCACCGCGCUGGCGGUGCUGGAACGCUUGCUGAUGGAACGGCUCCGCCUGGACUUCGCCGCGGUGCUGCUGCUGAUCUCGAAGUUGAAGCCCCCACAAGAGUUUUUCGACGUGCGGCGGGUGCUGAAGCCGGCGAACUUCGGCGAGGUGCAAUCGCGGGUGCUGUACAACGUCGGCUACUUCUCCGCCAACUACUUGGUGUGGGUGGCGCUUCUCUCGGUGUACGCGUUGGUGACCAACUUGAUGUUGUUGUUUGUGCUGGUGUUCGUCGCCGGCGGCGUGUUUUUGAUCAGCCGGUUGCAAGGGCAGGACUUGGUGACUCCCUUUGGCUCCUUCCAGACGUCGCAGUUGUAUUUAGGGCUUAUGAUCGUGGCCGUCCCCCUCGGGUUCCUCGCGUCGCCGAUUCUGACGAUGAUGUGGUUGAUCGGUACCACCAUCGUCACCGUGGGCGCCCACGCCGCGUUCAUGGAAAAACCCAUUGAAACCGUGUUUGAAGAGGAAGUAUAA